Closterium sp. NIES-67 is the source of this 3362-nucleotide messenger RNA. The record is from the annotation of a GenBank genome assembly. NCBI's taxonomy places the organism in Eukaryota, Viridiplantae, Streptophyta, Zygnematophyceae, Desmidiales, Closteriaceae.
GUCAUCACAGUACAGUACUUAGUUCUUCAGAUCGCAGUUUCUGUUGUGUGUUUCCGUGCUCACGUGCUAGGGAAGCAGUAGCUCUAGUUUCCAGUACAGUGCGUGGAGGAUAGAAGGUAGUCGUUAGCGGGGUAGACUUCAUUCGUGUAGUUGUCAGGUCCUUUUUGCAGAUCUCUGAUCAUUCCUGAUCUCUGGUAGUGCUGCAGCAUUCAGUUGGUGUGUCUUAGAGUACAAGAUGGAUAUCACACAGGUUCUUCUGAAUGCUCAGUCGCCUGAUGGAAAUGUCCGGAGGCUGGCCGAGGAGAACCUAAAGCAGCUUCAGGAUACAAACUUUCCGGCAUACCUAGUUUCCUUGGCCCUGGAGCUUGCAAAUCCGGAGAAGCAGACAGAUUCUCGGCGACUUGCCGGUCUCAUCUUGAAGAACUCUCUCGAUGCGAAGGAGUCUGUUCGGAAGACCGAGUUUAUCCAGCGAUGGAUUGCUCUAGAUGCAGCUAUCAAGGGACAGAUUAAGGCCGCUCUGCUUGCUACCCUUGGAUCUCCAGUCCAAGAUGCUCGCCAUACAUCUGCUCAAGUCAUUGCGAAGAUCGCUGCGAUCGAGCUUCCACGAAAUGAGUGGCCUGAACUUGUCGUUGGUCUACUCGGCAACAUGGGAUCGCCAGCUCAGCCGCAGCCGGAUCAGCUCAAGGAGAGCACCCUUGAAGCCUUGGGAUUUGUUUGCGAGGAGAUCGCCGGGACUGACUCUCUGGCGCAGGAGCAGGUCAACAGUGUGUUGACUGCUGUCGUUCAAGGGAUGAACAAGACUGAGCCGAACAACGACAUCCGACUCGCUGCUACGAGAGCGCUCUCCAACGCUCUGGAAUUCGCCCAGACGAACUUCGAGAAUGAGGUGGAGCGGAACUACAUUAUGACCGUCAUCUGUGAAGCGUCGCUGUGUCCAGACGUGAGGGUCCGGCAAGCUGCAUUUGAGUGCUUGGUGGCCAUCUCGUCGACGUACUACUCGAAGCUCGCUCCCUACAUGAACGACAUUUUCCAGAUCACAGCCAAGGCGACGAGAGAAGAUCAAGAGCCCGUUGCUCUUCAGGCGGUCGAGUUGUGGUCGUCCAUCUGUGACGAGGAGAUCGAGCUCCAGGAAGAGUAUACGGCCGAUUCAGAGGUUACGAAUUUCAACUUUAUUAAGCAAGCUCUUCCAGCUCUUGUUCCUAUGCUGCUGGAGACGCUCACGAAGCAGGAGGAGGGUCAAGAUUCGGAUGAGACGGCGUGGAAUCUGGCCAUGGCUGGCGGUACCUGCUUGGGUCUGGUCGCUAGAACGGUGGGGAACGACAUCGUUCCGCUAGUCAUGCCGUACGUCCAGGAGAACAUCAGCAAGCCGGAGUGGAGGAACAGGGAAGCUGCGACGUACGCGUUCGGAUCUAUCCUCGAGGGUCCUGACACGGAACAGCUGGUACCGCUGGUGAACAGCGCGCUGGGCUUCAUGCUGAAUGCGAUGAAGGACGAGAACGCGCAUGUGAAAGAUACCACGGCGUGGACUCUCGGUCGCAUCUUCGAGAUCGUGCACGGAUCUUCACCGGAGAAUCCGAUCAUCAACGCCACGAAUCUUCCGGCCAUCCUGGCGGUACUGAUCGAGAGCCUCAAGGACGUCCCGAACGUGGCGGAGAAGGUCUGCGGAGCGAUCUACUUCCUCGCGCAAGGGUCAGAAGGCAGCGAAGGGGCUCUGUCCCUGACCCCGUACUUUCAACCGCUUAUCACGGCGUUGCUGGCGACGGCUGACAGGGAAGACGCGUCGGACUCGAGGCUGAGAUCGUCGGCGUAUGAGACGCUGAACGAGAUCGUGCGGUGCUCGGGGGAUGACACGGCGGCGACGACGGCGCAGCUGACGCCGGUGAUCAUGGAGAAGCUAGCGCGAACCAUGGACAUGCAGAUCAUCUCGACCGACGACCGGGAGAAGCAGAGCGAGCUGCAGGCGUUGCUCUGCGGCGUGCUCCAGGUGAUUAUUCAGAAGCUGGGAGCCAACGACGCGACCAAGGCGGGGGUGACGCAGUACGCGGACCAGAUGAUGGCCCUCUUUCUCAGAGUCUUCGCCUGCCGCAACGCCACAGUGCACGAAGAAGCCAUGCUCGCCAUUGGCGCGCUUGCGUAUUCUUCAGGCCCUGAUUUCGGCAAGUACAUGCCCGAGUUCUACCGCUACCUGGAGAUGGGACUGCAGAACUUUGAGGAAUACCAGGUGUGCGCCGUAACAGUAGGCGUCGUGGGCGACAUCUGCAGAGCGCUGGACGAAGCCGUGUUACCCUACUGCGACGGCGUCAUGACUCAGCUCCUCAAGGACCUCUCCUCGGACCAGCUCCACCGUAGCGUGAAGCCGCCGAUCUUCUCCUGCUUUGGGGACAUAGCGCUGGCGAUCGGCGAGCACUUCGCUAAGUACCUGGCGUACGCGAUGCCGAUGCUGCAGAGCGCGGCGGAGCUGUCGGCGCAGCAGGGGAUGAAUGACGUGUGGGACGAGGUGGUGGACUACAACAACCAGCUGCGCGCGGGGAUCUUUGAGGCGUACUCGGGCAUCUUCCAGGGCUUCAAGGCGACGAAACCGGAGCUCAUGGCGCCGUACGCGGAGCACAUCCUGCUGUUCAUCGAGAAUGUGUACCUGGACAAGCAAAGGGACGAGAUUGUUACCAAGGCUGCAGUUGGCGUCUUGGGUGACUUGGCUGACACGCUUGGAGUCGCCGCCGCACAGCUAUUUGCCACUCACCGCUUCCACCGGGAGUUUAUUGAGGAGUGCAUGAACUCAGACGAAUCCAUCAAGGAGACUGCUGAAUGGGCGCAGAGCAGGAUUGCAGCCAUCACAGCGGCUUCGAGCUGAUAUGGCUGAAGGGUUUGGGGUCUAGGUCAUGCAGGUCUGGCGAGCUCUUUCGCUCUUUUUUCUCGGUGGAAGUCAUGACAAGUGCACUUACCCGUAGGUUUGUCAAGAUUCGUGUUCUUUGCAGGUUGACAGACCCUGCUCUGGUCUAGCCGUCAGUGUUCACUGUCAGUCAGUAGGUUUAGGUAUGAAAGAGGUCGGCCACACACACCCAAGGUCUCUAUGGAGGACUGAUGAAGUCUGUCUCGUCCAUGCACGGGGCCCAGCAUUUGUUAGGCACGAGGACUACCUGGUCAGUGGUCAUGUCUGUCAUGUCCAUGCACAUCAUCCAUUAUUUUUAGGCAUAGCCCUGUCGUGGAGCAUUUGGUCUAGAGUUGUCAUGUCAUGUCCAUGCACGUCCAUGUCCAUGACCUGUUAGGUGAAAUGUCAACCAUAAUGUAUCAUGUCAAUUGUCAGAAAGCUGCGUAAUAAGCAUAAGGUCUGUUUGUGUCAUGUAUGAUUUGAAGUUAAUGAG